CGUCACCGGGGGUGGGGUUACGUGUGGGUGACGUGGCGGCUUCUAGUCUUUGGUCGGGUUUCGGCGGCUUCGGUACCCGGGGGGAAGGCGGUGACGACCCGGGAGAUUGUGGCAGUGGCGGUGGCGGCGGCGGCGCCAGGCGGCAGAGAGGAGUCCAAGGUUAUGCGUCUCAAUGAUCCCGCGGAAACGCUACGGGUCUAAGAACACGGAUCAGGGUGUCUACCUGGGUCUCUCAAAGACACAGGUCCUGUCCCCUGCAACUGCUGGCAGUAGCAGCAGCGACAUCGCCCCUCUGCCCCCCCCAGUGGCCCUGGUCCCUCCCCGUCCCGACACCAUGUCCUGCCGGGAUCGGACCCAGGAGUUCCUGUCUGCCUGCAAGUCCCUGCAGAGCCGUCAGAAUGGAAUCCAGACAAACAAGCCAACUCUGCGUGCUGUCCGGCAGCGCAGUGAAUUCACCCUCAUGGCCAAGCGCAUUGGGAAAGACCUCAGCAACACAUUUGCCAAGCUGGAGAAGCUGACAAUCUUGGCAAAGCGCAAGUCCCUCUUUGAUGAUAAAGCAGUGGAAAUUGAGGAGCUAACUUAUAUUAUCAAACAGGACAUCAAUAGCCUUAACAAACAAAUCGCCCAGCUUCAAGAUUUCGUGAGAGCCAAGGGCAGCCAGAGCGGCCGGCACCUGCAAACCCAUUCCAACACCAUCGUGGUCUCCCUGCAGUCAAAACUGGCCUCCAUGUCCAAUGACUUCAAAUCAGUUUUAGAAGUGAGGACAGAGAACCUGAAGCAGCAGAGGAGCCGGCGGGAGCAGUUCUCCCGGGCACCCGUGUCAGCCCUGCCCCUUGCCCCCAACCACCUAGGGGGCGGUCCUGUGGUUUUGGGGGCGGAGUCUCGAGCCUCUGGGGACGUGGCCAUUGACAUGAUGGACUCUAGGACCAGCCAGCAGCUGCAGCUCAUUGAUGAGCAGGAUUCCUACAUCCAGAGCCGGGCAGACACCAUGCAGAAUAUUGAGUCCACAAUUGUUGAGCUGGGCUCCAUCUUCCAGCAGUUGGCACACAUGGUUAAGGAACAGGAAGAAACCAUUCAGAGGUGAGAUUCUUUCUCUCCUUAACUUCAAAAACAGGAGCCUUCUCUUCCCUGUGGAUUGGCAUCCUAAAGGUCCCCAGGGACAGCUUGAUGCCCUUUGGAAGAGAAGAGUGAAUCCUGUCCACCCAUAGGGUCAAGUUCACCUGCCUCCAUCCCCUCAACAAGUGUUAACUGAGCACCUGUUCCUUGUCAAGCACUGUCCUAGGUGCUGGGGAUACGGUGAUGAAUAGCACAGUUAAGUCUAUUUUGUGGAGCUUACUUUGUAGUAUGGAAUUUAAUAGUGUGGGUGAGGACAGCUGUUAAAAAGAAUUGAGAAGAAAUUUUCAGGUACUGAUAAGGGCUAUACUGAGAAUUAAAGUAGGAUGAGGUGUUCAGAAAGUGAUGGAGGAGGUAUAUGAGAUUGGGUGGCAGGGAAGACUUGAUAUUUAAGCAGAGACAUGAACUACAAGAGGGAUCCAACCAUGCAAAGGAGAGGGUAAGAGUUGUCUAGGCCGUGCGGACAGCUA
Molecule: messenger RNA, 1583 nt
Organism: Physeter macrocephalus (sperm whale)
Lineage: Eukaryota; Metazoa; Chordata; Mammalia; Artiodactyla; Physeteridae
Gene: STX5
Product: syntaxin 5
Exons: 10
Coding region: 173-1084 (303 amino acids)
Biological process (GO): endoplasmic reticulum to Golgi vesicle-mediated transport; intracellular protein transport; vesicle fusion
Cellular component (GO): Golgi membrane; SNARE complex; endomembrane system
Molecular function (GO): SNAP receptor activity; SNARE binding
Source: RefSeq, a predicted model, not a curated record